This is a messenger RNA of Nerophis lumbriciformis (worm pipefish), 615 nucleotides long. RefSeq names its product GTP cyclohydrolase I feedback regulator (gene gchfr). Gene Ontology annotation, molecular function: GTP cyclohydrolase binding. Gene Ontology annotation, cellular component: nucleus; cytoplasm. Lineage: Eukaryota; Metazoa; Chordata; Actinopteri; Syngnathiformes; Syngnathidae. The record is from RefSeq and is a predicted model, not a curated record. Gene Ontology annotation, biological process: negative regulation of biosynthetic process.
UCCGCAUUCUACAAAGAGCUGUCAGCAAAAGCGCAACGUGCAAAAGGACUGUCGCGUCGGAGAAGGAACGUUCCUCUGGGGAAUAGCGGUGACUCCACACAGGAAGAAGACAUGCCUUACAUGCUCGUCAGCACGCAGAUCAGACUGGAGAACGGGCCAACCAAUGUAGGAGAUGAGCAUUCAGAUCCAGCUGUCAUGAAUUACUUGGGAGCACGAAAAACAACCAUGCUGGGAAACAACUUUUCAGAGUACCAUGUGGACGAGCCUCCUCGCCUGGUGUUGGACAAGCUGGAGAAAAUUGGCUACCGUGUGCGGACAAUGACGGGGGUGGGGCAGACGCUAGUGUGGUGUCUUCACAAGGAGAUAUGAUGUGCUUUCCUGUCCAUGUGUAAUUGAAUACAAAAAUGCUACAAACAGGUGUGUUGAUAAGUUUGUGUCUGCAACAAUGUUUACAAAUGAUUUUUUGCUAAUUAUAUUAAUCAGAAUCAGAAUCAGAAUAGUUUUUGUUGCCAUUGUUUGAGAACGGGUUCACAAACUAGGAAUUUUUUCGUGGUGCAAUCGUGCAACAUAAAACACAUAUAACACAGAUUUGGUAAUAAAAAGAGCUGUAACUGA